CAGCCCAGCCCAGCCCAGACGGCCUCCUUUGUGGCCCAUACUUCAACCUAAGUCCUGCCCUUUGGUCUAUGGUCUCAGCAAGGAGCCCUAAGGGAGCUACUAACAGGUCUUCAGGGGAGUCCCAGGAACUACUUCCGGGAAAGAGGGUGGGCUCCAGCGGCUUCUGUGCACACUGCAUCAUGGUGAGGAAUGUAGAUGACCUGGACUUCCAUCUGCCUUCACACGCCCAAGACAUGCUGGAAGGCAUGCAGCGUCUGCGCUCCCUCCCCAAGUUGGCCGAUGUCACCCUGCUGGUCGGUGACCAGGAGCUGCCCUGUCACCGUAGCCUUCUGGCGCUCAAUAGCCCCUACUUCCAUGCCAUGUUCGCCGGAGACUUCGCUGAGAGCUUUUCGGCACGCGUGGAGCUGCGAGACGUAGAACCCGCUGCAGUGGGGCAGCUGGUGGACUUCGUGUACACCGGCCAGUUGACCAUCACACAGACUAACGUGGAGGCGCUGACCCGAUCCGCCUCUCGCCUGCACUUCCCCACCGUUCAGAAGGUCUGCGGCCGAUACCUCCAGCAGCAGUUAGAUGCCACUAACUGCCUGGGCAUCUGCGAAUUUGGGGAACAGCAAGGCCUGUUGGGUGUGGCCGCUAAAGCCUGGGCCUUCCUGCGGGAGAACUUUGAGGCGGUGGCCCAAGAGGAUGAGUUCUUGCAACUGCCAAGAGACCGUCUGGCUACCUGUCUGGCCAGUGACCUGCUGCAGGUACAACCGGAGCAGAGUCGGCUCGAGGCCCUGCUGCGCUGGGUGCGCCAUGACCCCCAGGACCGGGCUGCCCACCUGCCUGAGCUUCUCAGCUUGGUGCACUUGGAUGCCGUGCCUAGGCCCUGCGUGCAACAGUUGCUCGCCACAGAGCCACUGAUCCAGGAGUCAGAGGCGUGUCAGGAGGCCCUGUCCCAGGGCCACAGUGGGGAGCUUCCUAGCCUUCCCCAGAAGAUGCAGGAGGUGCUGGUGGUCGUAGGCGGACGGGCGCUGGAGGAGGACGAGGAGGGUGGUGAGGAACGCAGCCCCCACACUGGGAACUUUGCUUUCUACAACACUAAGGCCAGGCAGUGGAUGGCACUCCCGGACUUCCCCGAUUACCACAAAUGGGGCUUCUCCCUGGCAGCACUCAACAGUGAUGUCUACGUCACAGGUGGCUCACGGGGCACCAAAACAGAUACCUGGUCGACCACCCAAGCCUGGUGCUUCCCGCUGAAGGAAGCUAUCUGGAAGCCUGUGGCACCCAUGCUGAAGGCCCGCACGAACCAUGCCAGUACAGCGCUGAAUGGAGAGAUCUAUGCCAUUGGUGGCACCGCCCUGGAUGCAGUGGAGGUAGAGCGUUAUGAUCCCUACACGGACAGCUGGGCUCCUGUCAGCCCCGCCCCCAAGUAUGUCAGCAACUUCUCCGCGGCCGGCUGCCAGGGCCGCCUCUACCUGGUGGGCUCCAGUGCCUGCAAGUACAACAUGCUGGCUCUCCAGUGCUACAGCCCUGUGACAGAUGCAUGGAGUGUCAUCGCUUCCCCUUUCCUGCCCAAGUACCUGUCCUCUCCACGCUGUGCGGCUCUCAAUGGAGCCCUGUAUCUCAUCGGUGACAACACGAAGAAGGUCUAUGUGUAUGAUCCCGGGGCCAACCUGUGGCAGAAGGUGCAGUCUCAGCACAGCCUACACGAGAAUGGCGCAUUAGUGCCUCUGGGUGACCUGCUGUAUGUGACGGGUGGCCGCUGGCAAGGCAUGGACGGAGACUACCAUGUGGAGAUGGAGGCCUACGACACUGUGAGAGACGCCUGGGCCCGCCACGGCUCCCUACCCCGUCUCUGGCUCUACCAUGGGGCCUCCACCAUCUUUCUGGAUGUUUCCAAAUGGACGCAGCCCUUCAUCCCCACAGCCCCUCAGGAGCACUAGGGAGGGAGGAGUUCCUGGCUCUGCUCCUCAUUGUCCUGCAGAAUGCCACCCCUUCCCCAUUAUGCUUGUCCUCUGUCUACUGUGAGCUGCUGCCCCUCUCCCUCUGAGCUCAGUGUCAGAUGGCACAGUUCUGGGACUAGCAAGUUUGCCACCAGUUGUAAGAGCAGGACUCUGAUACUCAACUCACACGGUGGGGGAGAGAGCUCUGCCAUCCCCGAAGACCUCAGAGAAAGAAGCUGAGGGAUCCUGGAUUGCAUCCUUGGUGGCAGCUCUUCUUGCUCUACCUGCCUGUGGUUUUUUGUGAGGGAAGCUGUGCAAAUGGGAAGUUAAAAUGGAAUACCCCGAACACUGAGCCAGGGCCUCCAGCUUGGAGGCCCAGCCCAGAGCAUCCCACGGACGUGCUCUUGGGCCAUGUCUACAGCUUCCUCUCUCUCCUCUUUCCUCAGAUUCCACACUCACCCCAUGAAUGUAGCUGGAUGGAGGCUAGGCGCUCCCCAUCCCUAGCCUCUGUGUGCUGGGACUGUGUUUACAUAGCUGCUUCUGGGAUGAAGGUGGCCCUGCCCCACCACAGGUACCCCUGACACCAGGAAAGCAGCCCCCGAAGAAACACUAGGAAGGCAGGGGAGAUGCAGUACAGGGCAGGAGAGUGGGACUAUGGAGGAUCCUCUAGGAGAGUGGCUCUCAAGCUUCCUAAUGCUGUGACUAUUUAAUACAGUUCCUCAUGGUUUGCUGACCUCUGACCAUAAAAUCGUUUUGUUACUUCAAAAUUAUAAUUUUGCUACUGUUUUGACUGUAAGUAUCUCAUAUGCAAGGUAUCUGAUAAAUGAGUUAAUAUGUGACACGCAGGGUGUUUCACACCUGACCCCUCACCCUGGUCUGCAGGGAUUCCGGGGGUGGCCCUGGGAUGUGUCAGAAGCUUGCUUCCCAUGGUCUGCUGAGACGGGGUGGAGCUAACAUCUGAUGGACUCUCCUGCCAGUCAUGAUAUGAUUUGGCGUGACUCAGACCGUGGUCUCGUGAGGUCAUGCAUUUUUCAGUCUCCACAUUUUGGUGUGUCACUUUCCCUCCCUUUGUCCCUUCCCCCUCUUGCUCUCCUCCAGACAAGGCACUGGAUCUGUAAGCAGACAAACAAUAAAGGACUCUCACUGUGUGUGAGCAGCAUG
Messenger RNA from Mastomys coucha (southern multimammate mouse), 3086 nucleotides. RefSeq names its product kelch like family member 30 (gene Klhl30). Bases 69 to 1925 code for a protein of 618 amino acids. NCBI's taxonomy places the organism in Eukaryota, Metazoa, Chordata, Mammalia, Rodentia, Muridae. The record is from RefSeq and is a predicted model, not a curated record. Gene Ontology annotation, molecular function: protein binding. The transcript has 8 exons.